Salpingoeca rosetta is the source of this 629-nucleotide messenger RNA. RefSeq lists its product as uncharacterized. Bases 45 to 629 code for a protein of 194 amino acids. Lineage: Eukaryota; Choanoflagellata; Craspedida; Salpingoecidae. The record is from RefSeq and is a predicted model, not a curated record. The transcript has 3 exons.
UUUUCGUCGAGUCAGCACAAAACGUAGUCGAGCAAGCGGGAACGAUGAUGAUGAGGAUGAUGACGAGCGGAGUUGAGGACAACGGGAAAGCACGGCUGCGUGCGCUGCAUCGGUUGACAGGCGUGAAAGCGCGCAGGCGCAAUGUAAGCAAGGGCCAAAGCGGCACCCACACUGACGACAACGGAAGUCUUCACACAGAAACGAGUUCACAACAGCAGCAACAGCAACAGCAACAAGAGCAACAACAGCAACAGCAACAGGCGAGGGGUGCGUUGCCGUUGCGAAGCCAGCUGCUUGGUGAACCUGAUGAUGAAAGCAGUAACAAGAAGAAGGUCGAUCACGCCAAGCUGCAAGACGAGAUUCUGCAGGACACUUAUCAGUCUGUCCUUCACCUCAAAUCCGUUUUCCAGAACACCCACGCCAGCGUGCGGCAAGGCACAGAGGUCAUCGACGAGACCUUGGAGGCUGCGGAAGCGGCAGAGGCCGAUAUGGACAAGGCCUUGGCCGCCAUGAAGAAGCACCUGGCCAGUGGCACAAACCUCUACAUCUACCUCAGCAUGGUGUUUACGCUGCUCCUCUUCAUCAUCAUGGUUGUCUUUAUCCACUUCUCCAACAAGGCGGCCUCCUAG